Messenger RNA from Trichobilharzia regenti, 3232 nucleotides. NCBI's taxonomy places the organism in Eukaryota, Metazoa, Platyhelminthes, Trematoda, Strigeidida, Schistosomatidae. The record is from the annotation of a GenBank genome assembly.
UAUAUAACUCGCACGAAUUCACAAUUCCCCAUUCACAUCAACGAUAUACACUGACACAUUUCGCACAUUCGAAAUCAGAUGGAGAGAUUGAUCGAUGAACUGGCUAGUGUUGUGACGCACAACAUGAGACUUGAUGACGAUUUCGACUGUGGACCAUCAGAUGUUUCUUGUGAUUGGACAAAGCGCGAAUUCGUCUUGGUGCUUGACAAGAUGUUUCUUCCCGAAGCUGAUGAUGGUGUGGAUCCGAUUGAAGCGAAGAAAUUAUGGAUGAAGUUUGGUGUGACAGCGGCUGCUCAUGUGUACAAAUCUGUUGGUCAGUGUGCAUCACAAGCACUGCGUGUGUGGCUAACGAAUGCAGCGGUAGCGGUGAUUCUCCAUGGACUUCUGGGAGAGUUGACGACGUCAACAGAGGGAGAUGCAGGUGGAAACACAGCUUCUCCUGAAGAAGCCACAAGCGAAUAUAUAUCACUACCGGAUGAUGUAUGUUCAAAUGGUCGUGAGGAUGGAAAUUGGAGUUAUGGCUGUUGGACAGUGGAGAAUUUGGCGAGUAGUUCCGAGAUGAGAGAUGUUGUGAGAGGAGAGAUGAUGAAUGCAUGCAUCUCAGUGAUGAUGGCGGCUGUUGUGAACUACUUUGAGGAGAGGUGUUACACACCGAGUGGCUUUCGGAGGGACAGCUACGCGUGGCGAAUACUUCGAAGUGGUGUGAUGGAGAAAUAUGGUCUGACAGAUGAGGGUGAUAAGGAGAAGGCGAUGCUGAUCACUGGUCGAUGGGUCUCGAAAUUGGUUGUUUUCCGUAUGGCGACGGAACACCGACAGCUUCAGCAUCCAAUCAGAUCUGUGAAGGCGAUUGGUUACAACAAUCAGUCACUCAAGAAACUGGAUGUCGGUAAAUAUUUCUAUCAAGUACCAGCUGGUUUCACAUACACUCGAAUCGCCUACGCUAUCGCCAACAGGAUGGUUCGAUCUGUGUGCAUCCCCUUGUUCGAGAAUCUCCAUGAACUGAAUGAUCUCCGAAGGCUUCACCGUCAAAUAAUUGAUGAUCCAUUCCACUACCACACAGAUGGUGAAUAUUUGACCGGUUCACCGAGGACAACAACUACCGACACAGCGAACAACCUGUUCGGUCGACUCAUCACAUAUCUCAGAAUCUUUGAGCCGGAAAGUGAACUGAUGCUGUAUCCUCAGUUGUCUGUGAAUGGAGAGACGCGUGAGAAGCACUAUUUCGACUACAGUGAACGUUGGGAGAAUAUCUUGCGUGUGAUUCGUGAUGAGAGAUAUAUGCCUUGUGAACAAUGUCUACGAGAUGUGUUGAAAAUAAGCUGUGGUAUUGGGGAUCACUUCCCACCGGAUGAAGAGAUGGUGAAGAGCUGUUGGGAUGAAUACGGCGUUAGCGAUGACAUUCGCCAGAGAAUUCUCAGUUGUUAUUCAUCACCACAUCAACAUUCAAACGAAGAUUCACACCAAGAUUCGCGGGAAAAUCCACAGGAAGAUGAACACCAAGAACCACAACAGGAUUCAACAAUGAUUCACACCAAUAGCCCCAGGAUGCUGCAUACAAUAUCUACAACAAGAUUCACUCAAGUGAAAUUUCAAGGUGAUUUGCUAAAUAUUUUGUUUAACUUUAAUUAUAACAUUUUGAAUAAAGUUUACUUUAUGUUGUGUGGUGUGUUUUCUCGUGAUGGAGUGGUAGUGUAUGUGAGUUAGUGUAUACGCGCGCGAGGGCGAGAGAGAGAGUGAGUGAGUUGGUCGUUCGUUGGUACUUCGUGGUUCGGUAAGCGUGACAUUUGCGUUUCAGAGUUAGAUUACGUUGUCAACGCAGGCAGUGUAUUAUGUGCACAGUGUGAAUUAAUUGUGUAGAUACUAGGAAUCUUACUUGAUGUUGUGUGUAGGAGAAAUAGGCGAAUAGAAUUGUGGGUGAGGUCGGCUUCCAAAUCAGCCUGGAAUGAUGACGAAGGAGAGUAGAGUGAAUUCAAGUCGAGUUGAUUAAAUAGUCGACAGUUAUUUAGAAUGACAACGCAUGUAUGAGAAUGAUGAUUUCGCGAAUGAUCUCCCAUCAUCCUUAUUUUCACUCUCAAUUUAUCUUUAAGCUUAAUGAGUUUCGAUUUGAUUUCAUGGUGACCACUGGAUAAACUGAGAACUGUCCGAAGUGUAGGUUAUUAGACGGUUCCAUUGGAAGAUAUAUCGAGUGUUUGUUAACCAGUGUAUUGGUCAGGUGUAAGGGCUGAUUAACAUUCGAUUGUCAGUCGAUUUGUCAUUCCGAGUUCUGCGUUUUGGUGCACUUUGGGUGACGACGGUAUGUGUGACUAGUGGAAUUCAGCACAGAAAGCGACUGUAACAGUCGCUGGAUGUGUUAAUUGGAAAUGUUGGUCUCGCUUCCGUGACUUCUGACAGGUAUAAAUAAAUACUGCGUCAGUUAGCUAGUGUAGUAGGAGAAUAUUAAUUCGAAUAAAGCAGGAAUGACAAAUGUACCGGGAUAAUUCAUUUUUAUUAAUUCCUGGAUACUUCUCAACUCGUAUUGUCAAAAGAAGAGUACCGAAAUUAUCAAUUGAAUUGAAUUAAAUUAAAUUAGCGAUGUGGACAUACUUGUUUUUAACAAUGAUAAUGAGUAAUUGAUUGGAAGUGAGAGUAAGUAACAUUGGUGAGGAAUGAUGUAGUCAGGUGUUGAAUAGUAGAGAGUGAAAAGGAUCUAUUACUUCAAUGAAUGAAUGAAUGAAUGGGUAAUAAGAAUUUGAAAGUAGGUCAAGUGAGGUGAUAGUACUAAAAGUUCGAGGAUCAUAACCACAAAAAAGGUGAAGAUGAAGUGGUGUGGAUUGUGUGGAUGGGAUGAAAACCUCAACUAUGUGUUGACAAAUAUUUCGUUCAAUGUUUUGUUUGUAUUACGAGUGCACAAUAUCGGGGGAAGAGACUCUCUUUUCAACGAAUUUAUUAUCAAGCUGUACAAUCGUAUAUGUAUAUGGUUUUUAAUAAGAAAUUAUAUCCGGUGAGGGAAUUAGGUCACAGGUGUGAAUACAUGAAAAAAUAACAGUAGUAGUAGUAUGAAAUGCAAUUGAAAUAUUUGUGAUCAUAAUCACAGUUUAAUGUCGAGAGGCAACAUAAUUAAUGUCAUAUAUAGAAUAAUAUAUAAGAUGUAUAUAUUUUGGAAAGUGGAGCAUAGCUAUAGGAUUGGUAGGCGAAUAUAAAAUGUUACAUAACAUGGUGUGAAAUUUGAUGAGAUAGAAUUCAAUGUUGUAGG